Vicia faba (fava bean) is the source of this 1950-nucleotide messenger RNA. Lineage: Eukaryota; Viridiplantae; Streptophyta; Magnoliopsida; Fabales; Fabaceae. The record is from the annotation of a GenBank genome assembly.
AUGGAACCCAAACUUCCCAGUGAAGAAAUUUUACAAAAGUUGGUAUAUGCUUACCUAUGGGAGAAAGGAUAUGAAAGGACUGCUGAGGUAUUCCGAAAUGAUACUCAACUUACUGAACCACCUCAUGGUAUGCUUCUCUUCACCUUUAUACUUGCAUUUGCAACCGAUGUUCCAUUCAUCUUCUUUUCUUUGUCACUGACUCAUUAUUUUCUUAUUUUAUUUAAUCAAGAACCUUCUAGAUUAUUGUUAGACAUCUGGAAUCAUUUCUAUGAGCGGUUUAACCCUAGAGAUAGGCAUCACAUGGGACAAACUUCUCGCCAGAAUCUGCAGCAGCCCGGUAAUAGUUCCAGUCAGAGUCCGGUUAUACUGCAGCAGCGAAGUAAUACUUCCACGCAGAGUCAGGUUAUAGUGCAGCAGCCCAGCAAUAGCUCCACGCAGAGUCAGGUUUUAUUGCAACCGCUAGACAUUGGUCCUCUAAUGAACAAUGCUACUGCUCAAAAAAUUUGGGAUGAAACUCCAUUUCAACACCAUUCAAGUUUUGGAAGCGGUGCCAAACUUAUGUCCUGCGAUGUUUCAUCAGAUGGAAACAUUGUAGCAAGUGGAGGGCAUGGCGCAUACGGGAAGAAGCCUGAGAAAGUGUUGCGCUAUACGGUACAUGAUGCACAUAGACAUAGAGAGACUGUAAGAUCGUUGGACUUGGAAAGAGAGAUUGAAAUUCCAAAGAGGUUUAAUCUUUCACCUUCCAUGGAGGACUUGUUGAAGAGAAAUGUUACAAUGUUUGCUGCUGGUUUUAGAGCAAUUACCAAACUGCAGUUGCAGGCAAAGGCCAACCUUUCUGGCCGUAGUGUUAUGUCUAAUUUGGAUUCUCCGGUUGUAUCUGGGGCCGAUGUUGCGGUUCAUCAGUGUGGACAUUCUCGGUUUUCUGAUAACCAAGAUGCUGUGAACUCAGUGCUGAGUAAAUUUCGUGACUUGAAUCUUGAUAAGAAUUUUGAGUUUGGGGCAGAGGAUCAGAAAGAUGAGGUGAUACAAAGUAUGUUUCAUCAGAUAAAAGAUUUGGAGAAACAGGCCAAAGCACGAAAAGAAUGGGCUCAGCGGACAGCACUGAACGCAGCAAAGAAGCUAAGCGAUAAUAUGACUGAACUCACAACGUUACGGACGGAUAGAGAGGAUACCCAAAAAUUGCAGGCACUUGAGGAUACAACCAUGAAGGAAAUGCUCUCGGAGAUGGAGAAGGGUUUGAGAGCGGCUAGUGGUCAAGUGGACCGCGCAGUUGAAGCUGUGAAAAGAUUAGAGACUGAAAAUGCAGAAAUUAGAGCAGAGAUGGAGGCUUCCAAAUUAAGUGCAUCAGAGUCAGACACAGCUUGCUUAGAAGUUGCGAAAAAGGAGAAAAAAAUCUUAAAGAAACUUCAAGCUGGGGAAAAACAGAAGGCUGAGCUACAGAAGGAAGUUUCAGAUUUGAAGGAGAAGAUAUCAGAGGCACAAGAAGUGUUGGGUCAGACUUUGCAGCGCCAAAAAGAAGCCGAGGUUAAAUGGAAGGAGGAGUUGAAGGCUCAAGAAGAUGCCUUGGCACUAGUUGAGGAGGAGUACCGAGCCAAAAAAACAGCUGAAUCAAAUAAUAAGAGGGAAUUUGAGGCUUUGCGUCUGAAGAUAGACAUAGAUUUCCAGCGCCACAAGGAGGAUCUACGCAGACUUGAGCAUGACAUUCCGCGCCUUAAAGCAUCUGUUCGUUCGGCUGUGUUGCACCACCAGUCAAAUACUUCAGAAAAAGAAGCUAAUAACAAUAGAGAAUGCAUUAUAUGUAUGAAAGAUGAUGUCUCCGUUGUUUUCUUGCCAUGUGCUCACCAAGUCAUGUGUGCUAAAUGCAGUGAUGAGUAUGGAAAAGAAGGAAAUGCUUCUUGUCCUUGCUGCCUGGUUCAAAUCCAACAGAGAAUCCGCGUAUUUGGGGAAUGA